Molecule: messenger RNA, 210 nt
Organism: Paramecium sonneborni
Lineage: Eukaryota; Ciliophora; Oligohymenophorea; Peniculida; Parameciidae
Source: the annotation of a GenBank genome assembly
AUGAUAGUUGAUGGGUAUGGUAAUUAAGCAAUAGAAAAAUUUAGAGAAAAUUUAAAAGCAAAUAUUGAAGGACCAUUAUAAGAGUAAAUACAUUUUAUUGUAAUGAAAAAUCAAAGACAAAAAAGUAAGUCUUAUAAAGUUGAUAAUUUAGAAAGAGUAAUUGAGAUUAGGAUCUAAACAUUAUAGUAAAAUAAUGAUGGUAGCAAAUGA